AGUGUGUGCGCGCUAAAAGAGUGUGUCAGCUGAUUUCCUGUCAUGUUUUCAAAACACGAUUUUGAGUGUGUAACAAAGAUUUUUGCAUUUUACAAAAUUUACACACUUUCCCUUGGGUGUGAGUGUGUUAGGUGAAGUGCACUAAUCAGUGCUCGUUAACUUUAGCCAAACGAGUGUGUCCAAGACUCCAAACUCGAAAGCUGUGUAAAGUGUGAAGUCAACGCCCAAAAAAUGAAGGCAAUAGUGAUAACCAGUCCGGGGGGCCCAGAAGUGCUGCAACUACAAGAAGUGGAUGAGCCAGAACUCAAAGACGACGAGGUUCUCAUCAAGGUCGAGGCCUCGGGGCUCAACCAGGCUGAUACGGUUCAGAGGAGUGGCGCGUACCCACCGCCCAAGGGUGCCAGUCACUACCUUGGUGUUGAAUGUUCUGGGACCAUCGAGGCUCUUGGUAAAUCCGUUUCCCGUUGGAAAAUCGGUGAUCAGGUAUGUGCUCUUCUUAGUGGAGGAGGGUAUGCCGAGAAGGUUCCUGUUCUGGCUGGACAAGUUCUUCCUAUCCCACCUGGUGUUUCUGUCAAGGAUGCUGCUAGCUUACCUGAGAUUGCGUGCACUGUUUGGUCAACUGUUUUUAUGAUGAGUCAGCUAUCUGCAGGGGAAACAUUUUUGGUUCAUGGAGGCUCAAGCGGGAUUGGUACAUUUGCAAUUCAGAUAGCUAAAUACCAUGGAGCAAGAGUGUUUGUUACUGCAGGGAGUGAUGAAAAAUUAGCUGUUUGCAAGGAUCUUGGGGCUGAUGUGUGCAUCAAUUACAAGACAGAGGACUUUGUUAAAAGGGUGAAGGAAGAAACAGGUGGAAAAGGAGUUGAUGUUAUUCUUGAUCAUAUUGGAGCAUCCUACUUAAAGCAAAACAUUGAGAGCUUAAAUUUUGAUGGGAGGCUUUUUAUUAUUGGAACUAUGGGUGGCUCUGUUACAGAGAUCGAUCUCCGUGCUCUGCUUUCGAAGCGCCUCACAGUGCAAUCGGCUGGCUUGCGACACAGGAGUCCAGAAAACAAAGCAGUGAUUGUUAGUGAGGUUGAGAAGAAUGUUUGGCCUGCUAUAGUUGCAGGCAGGGUGAAACCAGUGAUAUAUAAGUAUUUCCCAUUAUCUGAUGCAGCAGAGGCUCACCAGCUCAUGGAAAACAGUGGUCACAUUGGAAAGAUACUGCUUGUUCCUCAAUUCAGUGGGUGAUCUUGUGGCUCAGAUGGAUGAUGAUAUGGUUUUAAGACCCUGUGCAUAUAUUUUGUGGCAAUGCUUUUAUGUGUUAUAGUCUUGUAACUUGGGAACAAAGCAAAGCUUAACGGUAAUGGAUUUUGGACGUUCAGAUUUA
Molecule: messenger RNA, 1360 nt
Organism: Quercus lobata
Lineage: Eukaryota; Viridiplantae; Streptophyta; Magnoliopsida; Fagales; Fagaceae
Product: quinone oxidoreductase PIG3-like
Exons: 6
Coding region: 232-1221 (329 amino acids)
Molecular function (GO): oxidoreductase activity, acting on NAD(P)H; NADPH binding
Source: RefSeq, a predicted model, not a curated record